AUGCACCUCGGGGCCCCAAGCACACCUCCAGAGGUUGUGACCAGAACGGUGUCUGUCUCCAACUCUCCUAGCGACGAAUUCAACGACGCUUUUUGCCGUGACGAGCUCAUCCUCGCAUGGACGCUCUUGCUCCAAAGAGAGCGGAGCGAUGACAACCCAGUAGAGCAGUUCACAUGGGGUUCGACGUCUGUCGACGGAACUGAGACGGCGGUCCGGCUCUCACUUCCCGCCCUCGGCCUAACGCUGAACCGCACGACCAGUGAGCCUGUCUCAGCAUUCCUUGGAGCAGUGCGGAGCUCAUCGCGGAGUAUCGAGUCCUCGUCGCCCGAAUCGUUGUUCUUCUUAGAUGAGCCUGCAGUGUCAGGCUGUCCACGCAAGGGGGAAUCUGACGUAGAUUCACCGAAAUGGACAUUUCAGCUCAGAGUGUCAAGAGAAAGGGGCAAUCUCACCCUGUGGGGACUCUGGCCAAACAAGCAUGUCCCCUUGUCGGAGCAGCAGGCUGGCGACAAGUUAGACACCUUCAUCGAGCUCUUCAAUGUCAUUACAAAACAGCCUGAGUUGCCGUUGAGAAGACUUCUCGAUCCCCUGCCGGGGGACCUUAACCAGAUAUGGAGCUGGAAUGCUUCAUUGCCUCCAAUCAUUGACCGGACGAUGCACGACAUCAUCUCGGAGCAAGCCGUGGCCAACCCGACCAAAGUUGCUUUGUGCUCAUGGGACGGGCAGUUCACAUACGCCGAGCUCGACUUAAUGAGUACCUGUUUUGCUCACCACCUGUGCUUACUUGGCCUCACCGUCGGUACCAUUGUGCCGUUGUGCUUUGAGAAGUGCCGUUGGACAGUAAUUGCGCUGCUAGGCGUCAUCAAGGCCGGCGGCGCGUUCGCCCUCACCGAUCCGACCAGCCAGCCGGAGGCCCGAUUGAAGGUCAUGGUGGAACAGACUGGAGCCAGGCUCGUCGUAGCGUCUGCAUCCCAGUCGGAACUGGCGCAGCGCCUUGUCCCCGGAGACGGCAAGGUAGUGACUCUCUCGGAGGAAUCGAUGUCCUUUCUUCUGGAUACCCAAGAUGAACCGGCCCCACUGCCUGACAUUCCGACUGCCACAUCACCCUUGUACAUUCAAUUCACCUCCGGCAGUACGGGUAAGCCGAAGGGAGUUGUCAUCUCUCAUGCCAACUACACCAGCGGAGCAAUUCCGCGAGCAGAAGCCGUCGGAUAUGCUUCUUCGUCCCGGGUCUUUGAGUUCGCAAGCUACGCGUUUGAUGUCAGCAUCGACUGCAUGCUCUGCACUCUUGCUGUUGGGGGCACAAUCUGCAUUCCGUCCGACGCAGACAGGAUGAAUGAUCUUGGAGGCGCCAUCAGGUCGAGCGGUGCCAACAUGGCACACAUGACACCAAGCGUAGCUCGUGUUUUGGAUCCCAGCGUGAUCGCCGAUCUUGAUGUGCUGGGGCUGGGCGGCGAGGCUGUUUCUGCUGCCGAUGCGGCAGCCUGGAGCAAAGGGAAAACCAGCGUGAUUAUCGCAUAUGGACCUUCCGAAUGCACGGUCGGCUGCACAGUUAACAACACAUUUGCCAAGCACGGGAGCCAGAGGAAACUCUUCACCACUGGCAACAUUGGUAAGGGGGUUGGGGCGGUAGGCUGGGUUGUCGAUCCGGAGGACCACGACCGCCUGGUCCCCGUGGGUGCCGUGGGAGAACUGCUCGUGGAAGGUCCUGUCGUAGGGAUGGGAUAUCUCGGUGAGCCGGAGAAGACGGCUGAAGUCUUUAUCGAAGACCCAGCGUGGCUGACAGCAGGGCACGGCACCGUUCCCGGGAGGCGGGGACGACUUUACAAGACUGGGGAUCUCGUUCGAUACGACCGUGGUGGUUCAGGAGACUUUGUGUUUGUCGGACGCAAGGAUGCUCAAGUCAAACUUCGAGGACAGCGUGUCGAGCUCGUAGAAAUCGAGCAUCACCUUCGCCAUUCCCUACCGAGCGGAAUAAAGUUAGCAGCCGAGGUGAUCAGACCUGACGGAGGCGAGCCCACCCUGGUAGCCUUUUUAGUUGAGCCGCAGCCUUUGGGUGGAUUGACCGACGAGCCUACCGGAGAAAACCUUACCUUCUCGGACGAGCUGGCAAAGGCACUGGGCGGGAUCGAUGAGGCGCUUGGUGUCGUGCUUCCCCGGUAUAUGGUGCCAGUAGCGUACAUCCCGCUUCGGGACAUGCCAGUGCUACCGUCGGCCAAAAUUGACAGGAAGAAGCUCCGCGAGAUUGGAGCAGCUAUGAGUCGAGAGCAGAUCGCCAACAUAUCUCGCAGAAACAAGCGCACUGAUUUGGAGGAGCCAUUGACGGAAAUAGAACGUGCGUUGCAAGGUAUCUGGAGGUCAGUACUCGGGGACCAAGUCGACAUCUCCGUUCACGAUAACUUUUUCGCUCUCGGCGGCGACUCCCUAAGAGCCAUGAGGCUUGUUGCUGCUGCGCGGACGGAGGGCGUCGUCUUGACCGUUGCGGAUGUAUUCCGCUACCCAGCCCUUCGGGACAUGGCGGUCGUUGCGAAGAUCGUAUCAGCGGAACAAGGGGGCAGCAAUUCAGAGAUGGUUCGGCCGUUCUCGCUGCUGGAUAGCAGCUGGCCAGUUGAUGAAGCACGCGCCGAGGCGAGCAAGCACUGCGGAGUGGACGAGGCGGAUAUUGAAGACAUGUACCCUUGCACUCCCUUGCAGGAAGCGCUCAUGGCCCUGUCUGCGAAAGUCAAAGAGGCAUAUGUCGCGCAGCGGGUGCUGAAAAUGGGAAGCUUAGAGGAAGCGGUCAAGCUGCAAGCUGCGUUCGAUACUGUCGCUUCUACCUCCGCAAUCCUUCGCACCCGCAUCAUCCAAAUGUCGCAGCGCGGCCUUAUGCAGGUCGUGGUGAAGGAGCCCAUUGCCUGGCGGUCGGCGAGUUCACUGGCCGAGUACCUUGAGAACGACCGUGACGAGCAGAUGGACCUUGGGAAGCCUCUCGUUCGUUAUGCCAUGAUCCGCGAUGGUGGGAACGCCCACUUUGUCCUCACGAUGCAUCACGCCCUCUACGAUGGCUGGUCGAUGCCCCUAAUCGUCGAGAGAGUGAACCAAGUUUAUCAAGGCGUUCAGCCACGACAGCCCGCUGCCGAAUUCAAGCACUUCAUCCAUUAUCUCAACAGCAAACUCGACCGCGUCGCUUGCGAUACUUACUGGCGUGACCAGCUCGCCGGUGCCACAGGCCCACAAUUCCCCCGCCUGCCCUUCGAAGGUUACCAAACUCAGGCAGAUUCGCUGCUUGAGGUUGACAUUUCUCUCAAGGAUAGGCGUCUCCCCAUGUGCUCGAAUGCCACUGUCACGCUAGCAACCGUUAUCCGCGCCGCCUGGGCGCUGGUCGCUUCACAGUAUUGCAUGGGCAAUAUGGACAUCGUCUUUGGUGAGACGCUAACGGGCCGCAAUGCGCCGAUUGUGGGAGCUGAGGAGAUCGAGGGUCCGAUGAUAACGACCAUCCCCGUCCGGAUAUGCAUUGAUCGGGAAGCCACUGUGGAGGAGUACUUGCAAUCCGUUGCCCAGCAGGGCGUCACGCAGAUUCCCUACGAGCACGCCGGGCUACAGCACAUUCGACGACUUAGCGAAGAUGCUCUUCAAGCUUGUGAGCUGCGCACCGGCUUCGUCUUGCACCCCGCAGCUGGAGACGUGAAGGUGGAUGAGCGGACUCCGGCGAAUGGGCUCGUGCCUGCCGGCGACAGCGAGGCUGCGCAGGAAGCCCUCAAAUUCAACACGUACGCUCUCAUGCUGGUGUGCUCGCUGUCGGCAAAUGGGUUCUUCGUCAUGGCCAGCUUCGAUUCCAGGACGGUGGACAAGGAAACAGUGGGAAGGGUGCUGGAGCAAUUGCGCACAGUGGUGCACCAGCUCUGCGAACCCGAAGGAAAGAAGAUCAAAGUCGGCGAUGUGGAGUGCUUGACCACCGCCGACAAGAGAGAAGUGCAGAAAUUGAGUCAGCAGGUCGUUCUCGAAGGUGAAAACCUGGCUGAGCUCGGAUUGUCAGCCGAGGACAUUGAGGGCGCGUGGAUUGUUGAAGCAGCAAACUGCGAGCAGCCACUGCCUCGAGGAGCAGCGGGCGAAUUACUGGUCGAGACGCGGAAAGCCUUGGGCGCGCCUGCCGUGGCCAUUGGUGAACCCCGGUGGCUCAUGCAACUGAAGGCGGAAGGUACGCACCGGGGCGAGCAGGACGGAGGGAAGGCACGCGUGUUCAAGACUGGGCGCCUUGCAACUUUGGAUUUUUCUGAACACUGCAACACUUCCACGCUUCGCAUCCUAAAACCAGCAAAAAGCGAUGCGCAGAGAGUAGUGAAGCGACCGCAAACCACCGCUCCCGCUCUCUCGGCGACGUCGACAAAGCAAAAAACACUCCGGAGUAUUUGGAGCCGUCUGCUGAAUAUUGACCAAGACAAGAUUUACCUUGGUGACAGCUUCUUUACCAGGGGAGGUGACUCAAUCACCGCCAUGAAGCUCGUUUCCGAAGCGCGCCAACAAGGAAUGCAGCUUACCGUCGCCCAAAUCUUUGCCAAUCGGACUCUUUACGAAAUGGCCAACGUGAUGCAGCCUGCCCCCGCUGUGGCAGCCCAACAGGGUGUGUCCGCGGCUCCAGUGAGGGCUGACUACAGACCGUUUUCGCUGCUUUUCAACUCCUUCAUGGAGCGCAUCCAAGAAGCGCUUGAGAACAAGUCGUGGAAAAUCGCCGAUGUACUCCCUGCGCGUCCCUUGCAGGACAUCGCCGUACAGGGAACGGUGGAGCUCCCGCGGUUCUCCAUCCGCUACGAGCUCAUCCACUUCGAGGGCUUCGUGGACAAGGCCCAAAUGUUCCGCGCCUGCCAGGAACUGAUGGCGCGCAACGAGAUACUCCGCACAGUCUUCGUCCGCCUUGAUGCCGUGUGCUACAGCGUUGUUGUGGAAAACCCUUUCAUUGUUCCUGUGGUCGAGUACGAGAUCGACGGCGACGACGUCGACUCGUUUGCCCGUCAACUUUCCAGACUCGAUGCACAAACUCGGAUUCCAUAUGGGUCGUCGUUUGUCAAGUGGUUCUUUGUAACAAACGGAACGAGGUGCAGCCUUGUGUUCCGCCUGUCUCAUGCUCAGUAUGAUGAGAUUUGCCUCCCCAUUUUCCUGAACCAGCUCCAUCAGCUAUACCAAGGUUCCGAUUCGGUUCCUGUUUCAUACCCUUUCUCCGCCUUUGUCAACCAUACGCUCCAGGACAGCAUCCCCCGCGCAAUCCCCUACUGGCGCGAUCUUCUCGCCGGCUCGCCUGGCAUCUCGGUCCUCAAGCCUCACACGCCCGUCACCAAUCGACGACACUUCGCCAUCCAUCGAACCGUCGACAUCUCCACCCGGAUCCGCGACAUCACUGUGGCCACUCUGCCCUCCGCAGCCUGGGCCCUAACCCUUGCCCGUCUUCUCGGUGUUAACGAUGUCGUGUUCGGCGAGGUUGCCUCCGGGCGAGGCGUCGACGUGCCGGGCAUCCCCGACGCCAACUCCAUCACCGGUCCCUGCUGGCAGUACGCCCCAACGCGUGUCCGUUUCAACAGCAAUCCGCCGAUCCGGACUGGUCACGAGCUGCUUGUGGCGCUGCAGCACCAGCACAUGAUGUCGGCGUCGCACGACUGCAUGGGCCUGACCGAGAUUGUGCGGCACUGUACGGACUGGGACCCCAAGACCGUGACGUGGUUCGAUUCGGUCGUUCAUCAGGAUGUGGCGCACGUCGAGGCCCUGCGCUUUUUGGAUCUGACUGCCAGGUUCGAGACCAUCUACCCGUACGAAGAACCACUGCGGGAAUGGAAGAUUCAGGCGUUCCAUCAAGGGGAAAACUUGACGUUGGAGAUUGUCACCUUCGACUCGUGGAAGGAGCACGCGGUCCGCCUGUUGGAUGAUCUGGUUGCUUCGAUGGAGCAGCUGGUGCAGCGGCCCUGGGACGAGCUGGAUGUUGUUUGA
Messenger RNA from Canariomyces notabilis, 5952 nucleotides. RefSeq names its product acetyl-CoA synthetase-like protein. Bases 1 to 5952 code for a protein of 1983 amino acids. Gene Ontology annotation, cellular component: cytoplasm. Gene Ontology annotation, molecular function: phosphopantetheine binding; catalytic activity. NCBI's taxonomy places the organism in Eukaryota, Fungi, Ascomycota, Sordariomycetes, Sordariales, Chaetomiaceae. Gene Ontology annotation, biological process: secondary metabolite biosynthetic process; amino acid activation for nonribosomal peptide biosynthetic process. The transcript has 2 exons. The record is from RefSeq and is a predicted model, not a curated record.